Molecule: messenger RNA, 6810 nt
Organism: Puccinia triticina
Lineage: Eukaryota; Fungi; Basidiomycota; Pucciniomycetes; Pucciniales; Pucciniaceae
Exons: 10
Coding region: 1-6810 (2269 amino acids)
Biological process (GO): leading strand elongation; base-excision repair, gap-filling; nucleotide-excision repair, DNA gap filling
Cellular component (GO): nucleus; epsilon DNA polymerase complex
Molecular function (GO): single-stranded DNA 3'-5' DNA exonuclease activity; DNA binding; DNA-directed DNA polymerase activity
Source: RefSeq, a predicted model, not a curated record
AUGGCACCAUUCAAAUCACGCGGUCGAGGCUCAUACACGUCGUUCCGGGGCCGAGGGCGAGGCGGAUACAAGCCGGGAGGGGGGCGAGGCGGCGGUGGCGUUGGAGCCGGCGGGGCAAAAGUCAACCGGACGGAGGACGGGCUGGUGCUCGAGAGUAACCAGGAUCGCGAGGGCACCGAGAGUCUGGAGAAGUGGAACCGUGCACAACAGGACCGAGAAAUUGACGAGUCACUCGGAUUCGUGCGCUUCGACCAAGGCAAUCCGAGGGUCGGCUGGCUGAUCAAUAUCCAGCCUACCCUUGUCCAGGAGGCUCUAGGUCCGCAGUCUGAUAAGGCCGAAGGCCCGUCACAGCCCAGCGCUGCCGUCGACCUUUACUUCAUCCAGGAUGAUGGUAGCAUGUUCCGGUCCACGCUCGUCUACCACCCCUACUUCUUCAUCGCCAGCAGAGUCGGAAAGGAAGCCGAAGUCGAGGAAUGGAUUCGGAAGAAGUACGACGGCCAGGUGAUGAAGGUCGAAGGCGUGAUCAAGGAAGAUUUGAAGUUGCCGAACCAUCUAGCGGGACAUAGACGCCGAUUCCUCAAGCUAGUCUUCCGGAACGUUGACCAGCUGUUGCGGGUGCGACGAGACUUACUAGCGGUAGCCCUCAGCAACAACGCGAAGAUGGAUGCACUGGACAGCUAUGCCGAGGUGGUCAAAGCAGGCAGGAACGAGUUUGAUGGGAUGGACAUCGAGGACUUUGACUCCCUCGACUUCGAAGGCGCGCAGGACCCCCUCGACGGCUCUUCCUCCAGGAAAGGGAAACUCCGCAGCCUUGUCUCGAAGUCAAACGCUCUUCAGCCCGCCGCUACUCUCCCUUCCGAAUGGAUUGUCGACAUUCGCGAGUACGAUAUCCCCUACUACCUCCGGGUAGCCAUCGACAAAAACUUGCGAGUCGGACUCUGGUAUACCGUCGCCAUUGAACAGGACAACGUCACCUGUACAACGAUUCCGGAACGAGUAGAGCGAGCUGAACCGGUGGUGAUGGCAUACGAUAUCGAGACCACUAAGGCCCCACUCAAGUUCCCGGACUCAGCCAACGACCAAAUCAUGAUGAUUUCGUACAUGAUCGACGGCCAGGGCUUUUUGAUCACUAAUCGUGAGAUCGUCGCUGACGACAUCGCCGAUUUCGAUUACUCACCUAAGCCUGAGUACGAGGGUCAAUUUACUAUCUUUAAUGAAGAAAACGAGCUGGCGUUGAUUCGGCGAUGGUUCGAUCACAUUCGCGACGCUCGACCGACCGUAAUGGCCACCUACAACGGAGACAGCUUCGAUUUCCCAUUUGUCUACGCCCGAGCGGCCAUUCAUGGCCUCGACAUGUUCAAGGAGAUCGGCUUUAAUCCGGACUCGGAGUCCGAAUUUAGAUCUCGAACUUGCAUUCAUAUGGACUGUUUCAAAUGGGUCAAACGUGAUUCUUACCUGCCACAAGGUAGCCAAGGCCUCAAAGCCGUCACUGUAGCCAAACUUGGCUAUAACCCCAUCGAGCUUGAUCCUGAACUGAUGACUCCAUAUGCGGUCGAACAACCUCAGACCUUGGCGCAAUACUCCGUCUCCGAUGCUGUGGCGACCUAUUAUCUCUACAUGAAAUAUGUCCACCCCUUCAUAUUCUCCCUCUGUAACAUUAUUCCCCUGAACCCGGAUGAAGUCUUACGAAAAGGCUCUGGUACCUUGUGCGAAACUCUUCUUAUGGUUGAAGCAUUCAAUAGUGGCAUCAUCAUGCCCAACCGUCAUACAGAUCCCCACGGUACCAUGUAUAAUGGCCACCUGCUUGAAAGUGAAACAUACGUUGGUGGCCAUGUAGAGGCUUUGGAAGCUGGCGUUUUUCGCUCUGAUAUUCUUUCAGAUUUUAAACUGGUACCUAGCCGAUGUCAGAAGCUUAUCGACGAACUGGACAGUGCUUUGAAAUUUAGCAUCGUCGAUGAAGGAGAGUACGCAUUGGAGGAUGUUGUCAACUACAAUGAGGUCCGAGCAGCCAUUCUAGAAGCCUUGGAAACGAUGCGUGAUGAGCCAGACCGGCAGGAGUUCCCGUUGAUUUAUCACCUCGAUGUUGCUGCUAUGUAUCCCAACAUCAUGUUGUCAAAUCGACUCCAACCGGAUUCCGUUGUCAGUGAAGGGAUGUGCGCCGCCUGCGAUUACAAUCGACCCAACAAAACAUGUGAUCGGCGGAUGGAAUGGGCUUGGAGAGGGGAAUAUUUUCCUGCCAAGCUUGAUGAGUACAAGAUGAUUCGAAACGCCAUCGAAUCCGAAGUCUUUCCAUCCAAGAAGCCUGGCCAGCCACCCCGCAAGUUUGGCGACUUGGCACCUGCCGAACAAACGACGCUUCUUCACAAGCGGUUGGGCGACUAUUCCCGUAAGGUUUAUAGGAAAACUCACGAAACUAAGAUAGAGGUGAAAAAAGCUAUCAUCUGUCAACGAGAGAAUCCAUUCUACAUUGACACAGUCAGAGCCUUUCGUGACAGAAGAUACACCUACAAAGGUCUGCAUAAGACUUGGAAGAAGAAAGCCGACCAAGCUCAACAGGAGGGCCGCUCGGUCGGUGAAAUCGCCGAGGCGAAGAAGAUGAUCGUGAUCUAUGAUUCUCUGCAGCUGGCGCACAAAUGUAUCUUGAACUCUUUCUAUGGGUACGUGAUGAGGAAAGGUGCGCGGUGGCAUUCUAUGGAGAUGGCCGGGAUCACCUGUUUGACCGGAGCAAAGAUCAUCCAAGCCGCGCGUGAAAUUAUUGACGAAGUUGGCCGCCCCUUGGAACUGGAUACCGACGGGAUCUGGUGCAUGCUACCUAAGAUUUUCCCGGACAACUAUACCUUCAAACUCGCUAAUGGAAAAACCCAUGCGAUCAAUUAUCCUUGCUCCAUCUUGAAUCAUCUCGUCCACCAGCAAUUUACGAAUGAUGCAUAUCAUCAAUGGAAUCCUGAAACUAAGACCUAUGACGUCAGAAACGAAAACAGUAUCUUCUUCGAACUCGAUGGACCUUACAGAGCUAUGAUCUUGCCAUCCUCGAAAGAAGAGGACAAGCUCCUCAAGAAGCGUUACGCGGUUUUCAACCCAGAUGGCUCGCUUGCCGAACUCAAAGGGUUUGAGGUUAAGCGACGUGGUGAAUUGCAGCUCAUCAAGAUCUUUCAAACCUCGAUCUUCGAGAAAUUCCUCAUCGGAGACGAUCUCAAGUCAUGUUAUGAUGCUGUAGCCCAAGUGGCUAAUCGGUGGCUUGAUGUAUUGGCAACAAAGGCUGCUAGCAUGCACGAUGAAGAAUUGAUCGAGCUCAUUUCCGAAAACCGAAGCAUGUCUAAAACCCUGGCGGAGUAUGGGGCGCAGAAGUCAACAUCAAUCAGGACGGCCAAGCGUCUGUCCGAAUUCUUGGGUAAUCAGAUGGUUAAGGAUAAAGGGUUAUCUUGCCGUUUCAUCAUCUCCGCCAAGCCCCAUGGUGCGCCGGUCACCGAUCGAGCUGUCCCAGUCGCCAUCUUCUCCGCUGAGCGCUCAGUCCAGCAACACUUUUUGCGAAAAUGGCUGAAAGACAACUCCUUAGUCGACUUGUCCUUAAGGUCGAUAUUAGAUUGGGGCUAUUAUACCGAACGGCUUGGAUCGGUCAUCCAAAAAUUGAUCACCAUCCCAGCUGCCAUGCAGAAAGUUCUUAAUCCGGUUCCUAGGAUUCAUCAUCCCGAUUGGCUAGCGAGACGAUUGGCAACUCGCGAGGAUACCUUCAAACAACAUAAGAUAGACGAGAUGUUUGCUCGACAAGCUCCUCUGUCUGCCGAAGAUAUCGAAGCCCUUCGCGCCGAGAAGCAGAAGAAAGCAGAAGCUCUGGCCCGCAAGGAGCCACCAGCCAUCGUAGCACCUCCCAAGCCAUCAAUUCACGUCAAUUACUCUGGAUGGAUUGCUGCAAUGAAGCAUGUGUGGCGUGCCCAACGGGCGGCCAAGAAGGCAACACAUAGUUCCAAUUUCGUACCGGGCAGCAUCGCUUCGAUGUUACAUGUCCAAGCCUCCAAAGUGACCAGCCAUUCUUCACAUCUAGAACUUGUCCAGCUCUUACCAAACCAGCUGAAGCCCGGAGAAUUUCAAGCUUGGGUUUUAUUCAACGAUGUUCUCCAGUCGGUUCGAAUUACCGUCUUGCGCGAAUUCUACGUCAACCUCAAACAUGAACCUCGGCCCGAUUUCUUUCCCGAAUCAUGCGUAGCUGAACCAGUCGUGAAAACCCUUCCCAGAUCACAGGCCCGUAUGAACCUUUUCAAGAUAUCUGUACCCGAGAAAUUGUACAUCGAGGAUGCCUCUCAUUAUCAACAGAUGGUCACUUCGCCUGAGGUUGAAGGAGUGUACGAACGUCAGCUCCCGUUGCUACAGCGCGCUUUGAUCCGGCUUGGUGCAAUCAGUUCCCUGUCUUCUCAAAGCCGCCUUUCCCUUGUAGACGGAAUAGAUAAGGGGUUUGAAUUGUCCGACUUGAUCAGCUUAGAGCAGCAGGUCUCCCAACGACGAUACCUUGAUAACGGCAAAGCGGUUCGCUAUGUUCUUGUCUAUCACUUCCAAUCUGGCAGCCGACAUGCAGUGGGUAUCUUCAAUACACACGCUGCAGCUCAAAUAUUUAUCACCGAUCGCUCUUCCGCCCCUCAAGUUCCGAACAUACAAAAGUAUUACAAAAACGUGUUCAAUUCCCGACUUGCAAACAUGCAGACCGAACUAGGCGUUUUCGAGUACGACCCAAACAUGUCAGUCGAGGUGACAAAUGUCGCAACGGAGGCCCUAGCUCUGAAAGCUCUGAGCCGCGAGCUGGCUCUGCUCAAAGGUCAAAAGACCGGCCCCGGCUAUGUUCUAAUGAUUAGUUCGAUUAAGGAUCUUUCUUAUUACCAAGACAAGGUCUUUUCGAUUUCCAAGUAUCCGGUCGUCAUGUUUCAUUCUAGCCAAGCCGACAACAAGUUUGAAGCGUUUGGCUGGCAACGCUUUGCAGCUGAGCGGAUGGUACAACACUACUUCCGUGCAGCCUCCUUUCUCCGUGAACGAAUCAUCCAAGCCGAACUAUUCGAUGUGCCCGUUGCCAACUUUGAGACGGACGCGUCUCGAAGCUUGAUGGACCUUGAAUUUGCCAGAAAGCUCACCAAGGCCGACCAUCUUGUCUGGUGGUCCUCGUCUCGAAAACCUGACCUUGGAGGAAAGGAGGUCGAUUUGAAUUCAGAGCUCGUGAUGGACGCCUUGGCGAAUCCGGAAAUUAGUGUCAUGGGUGCCUACUCGGAUGCCUCUGUUGAACUCACCAUACAACACCUCGCUAUUAAUUCGGUAUCACAGUCUUCCUGGGUCUAUGAGGUCUCAGGGGGGACUGGAGGUUCACUCGGCUUCCAAAACGCUUCGCACAGCUUGGACGAAUAUUCUAAAGGUUCAGUCGCUUCCUCUCUUCUGGGAGAUUCCGAUCUGCCCGUCCAAACGUUCACCUUAUUCCGGUCGAUGGUCCGAGGUUGGAUGGCUGGAGCCGCAAAGGAGGAGACGAAGGGUCAAUAUCGCGGUCUCAUCACGCACUUUUGGAGAUGGUUAAGCUCGUCAUCUUCAAACAUGUUUGAUCCUGCUCUCUAUCGGUUUGUUCAUGGCUUGAUGAAGAAAGUGUUCUCCCAGUUAUUAGCCGAGUUCAGACGUUUAGGGACGAGAAUCAUUUAUGCAGACUUUGGACGGAUCUUUCUUUUGACUUCCAAACCCAACUCGGCUAGCGCCUAUGCCUAUGCAAAGUACAUCGUAACAGCUAUUAAUGGUAGAGAUUUGUUCAGCUUUCUUGAAUUGGAGAUCGUGCGCUAUUGGGAACAACUGCUCUGGGUGGACGCGACCAACUUUGCCGGUAUCACCUGCGGUGAUCCACAAAAUGAGCCCAAUCCUGAAGCAGACGAAAAUAUCGAUAUGAACUGGAACAUGGUCAAUUUCUUGCCACCAGCCCUUCAACAAGACUUUCUACACGUAGUCUGCCUGUAUGUGUAUGACGUUCAUCAAUGCCAUAACCAAGCCAGCAGCAACGACCAAAUCCAAUUAGAGGCCGAUCGAAAACAAAUCGAGGCCCAGCUCUUGCGCUCUCUAGUCAAUUCUAAGAUCACCCGCCAAACUUUAAAGAUUGUCAAUCAGAUAAUUGAGCGACAAAACAAAGCAGCCUCUGAUUCUGAGCUCCGAGCCGCCUUCGAUUUCCCUCGACUUCCAGGCUCGCACAUUGCGAUGAAGAAGCCAGUGCUAGAGUUUGUCAAGAUGGUAUGUUUCGUGAUGGAGCUGGCAACGCUCGUGACAGCCGAAGUUCGGAUCAUGAAGCGAGUUCUACUUGACUUGAUUGGCGUUCGAGAGUUUUCGAACGAGGCGGUCUUCAAGAACCCUUGUAUUCCGUUCAAGAUCCCGGACACGAUCUGCAGGCACUGCAGUGCCGUGCGGAGCUUCGACUUGUCACGGGACCCGGACCUUCUGGCGAGUGCGUCGAGCCGUCGGGUUGGGGAGCCCCCAGAAUGGUUGUGUGCCCACUGUGGCCAGUCCUACGACCGGCUGGGGAUCGAGGCUACGCUGAUCGAGCAGCUCCACAAGCAGGUGGCCUCCUUCCAACUUCAAGACCUGCGCUGCUCACGCUGCGCCCAGCUCAAGGAAGAUACCAUGAGCCUGCGAUGCCCGUGCUCGGGUGAAUACAUCCUCGCCGGUGAUUCCGGCUCACAGGCCGAUCGCCCUUCCUCAGCUCAUCUUAAGAGACGUCUCGCCGUCGCCCGGUCGGUUGCUGAGGCGCACCAACUCGAUGUCCUCUUGGAAUUUGUGCAAUGGCUUAAUUCACAAAUCUCUUGA